AAGCAGUUCGUAUAACCAUAGACAGUGUAACAGCAACAGUCACACAUGUUAGACGGGGAACACAACAUUUAAGGACUGUUGUAGCUACUUGCACGAUGGCGAGCACAUUUCAUCCUUGGUUGAUCAUCUUUUUAUUCCUCCAUGUGUCACUGGAUUAUUUUUCCGCCUCAUCCGAGCCGGAAGGGUCAGUGUUCCGGGGCUCAUUUAAAGAAUUUACCCGUAGAAGAAGACAAGGGUGUCAAGAUGGCACGUACGUGCAUGAAGGCAAGACCUGCUGUUUGUGUGCUGCAGGUCAGCGGCUCGUGAAGCACUGUGUUGACAAACCAGACGAUCGAAUAUGCGAGCACUGUGAGAUGCACGUUACCUACAACAGUGACCCUAAUUCCCAGGAGACCUGCCUGCCCUGCACCUCCUGCUCACAACCCCAUGCUAAUUUAGAGGAGGACUCGCCCUGUACCCCAGCCAGGAACACAAAGUGCAGAUGUAAGGAAAAUCACUUUUGCAACAGCGGCACAGAAACCUGUGAAAUCUGCCAACCUUGUACAAAAUGUGAACAUGGCGUUGAAAAAGCAUGUACACCCACCAAAGACGCAGUCUGCCACGCGAAAGGCAGCGUAAACGUCAUAGCUGCUGUCAUCAUUCCUAUUGUGCUGGUUAUUGCGGUUGUUGCAGUCAUUCUAUAUUUUCUACGGAAAAAACGACAAAGGAGGAAUGAACAGCGGGACCAAGCCCAGCCAAAUGACAAUGGAACUGCUCAGGAGAUGCAGCCUCUUCAAGUUGUUUCAGUUGAGGACCUGGAGCGGCUCCUGCCUGACAUUGCACAAGAGCUUGGAUGGCCGGUUAUGAAAGAUGUGGCAAUUCGUAGUGGGGUUAGAGACUCUGUUAUUGACGCUUGUGUGCGAGAUAACCCUAGUAGCACUCAGGAGCAGACGCUCCAACUACUGAAGGAGUAUGUACAGAUGCAGGGCAGAAAUGCCCCCAACCACUUGAUCGAUACCCUUCAAAGAACCAACAGAAGGGCCAUGGCAGAGAGGAUCAGGGAAAUCAUUUUUCAAAGCAACCAAGAUGGACAAAACCCUUCUGCAUGAAUGUGUCUAUGUUGAGCAGUUUCUAAAUGUAUGCAGGGCUGCCUGAUGUAUGAAUUUAGAUUUUUAAAUAUGCCAGAUAUUUCCGUGGUAAACUUGAGAUUUUAUCUAUUAUGUGUCUUCACAUGAACUUGUGAAGGAAUUUUUUUAACAAGAUGUUGGGAGGAUGACUGUGACUCAUGUGAAAAGAGACUUACAUGAAAGAAUUACAAGGAUCUGCGUCUCAGUCGAUGAAGUAACAGACUGAAAAACUUUCUGUCACAUUUUCCUUCCAGUUCCGAGUGUGAAAGUGUUAUACAUACAAAUAUCCAAAUGGAUAACUGCGUGCAGUGACGUAUUCAUGUGCUGAUUUAAUCAUGUUGGUCAGAUGCCACAGCCAGUCGUGUCAUUCAUAAGUGCAGACUACUUUGCAGCUUGUAAAUUGCACAAUAAGCUUUAAUAAAUUUAGAAAUAGCUGAAAGUGUCACACGGGUUUUAGUUAUUAUAAGCUGUAAUAAAGUUAAGUUCAGUUAAUCUGUUCUUAAUCUUCAAAAGACUUCAUCCUUGAAUAUCUGCAUUUCUAAGAGUAUAUAACUCCUAAAUAGUGUGUAGUUAUUGCCAUUUUGCCUUUUUUUAUGAUAAGCUUUGUGUUUAGCAAUAUUUUCUGAAAAUGUCGUAAUUAAACUGUGAAAGUACACGUUGA
Stegastes partitus (bicolor damselfish) is the source of this 1767-nucleotide messenger RNA. It is a transcript of the gene fas, whose product is annotated as Fas cell surface death receptor. The record is from RefSeq and is a predicted model, not a curated record. The transcript is spliced from 9 exons. Gene Ontology annotation, cellular component: CD95 death-inducing signaling complex; membrane raft; external side of plasma membrane. The coding region runs from base 96 to 1088 and encodes 330 amino acids. Gene Ontology annotation, biological process: extrinsic apoptotic signaling pathway in absence of ligand; negative regulation of apoptotic process; necroptotic signaling pathway. Lineage: Eukaryota; Metazoa; Chordata; Actinopteri; Pomacentridae. Gene Ontology annotation, molecular function: tumor necrosis factor receptor activity; protein binding.